Tilletiaria anomala UBC 951 is the source of this 963-nucleotide messenger RNA. Its product is annotated as ras-domain-containing protein. The transcript is spliced from 7 exons. Lineage: Eukaryota; Fungi; Basidiomycota; Exobasidiomycetes; Georgefischeriales; Tilletiariaceae. The coding region runs from base 210 to 824 and encodes 204 amino acids. The record is from RefSeq and is a predicted model, not a curated record. Gene Ontology annotation, molecular function: GTP binding; GTPase activity.
UAUGGAAUGACCGGCUGGUGCCACUCCCGUCAUCGACUGACAGACUACUUGUACAUACAUAUCCCCCCUCCAUCAAGGACAAACCUCUCUCCCACCUGAAUGGUGCCAUUGCAUCUUCAUAUCUUGACACGGAGAACAAGGACAUUGCGGACCGAAGAUCACCACAGGAAGUCCACCUCGUCGGCAUAACAAGCUCGACUCUGCUCACCAUGAACCCCGAAUACGACUAUCUCUUCAAGCUCCUGCUAAUCGGCGACUCAGGCGUCGGAAAGUCGUGUCUGCUCUUGCGAUUCGCCGAUGACACGUACACGGAAAGCUACAUCUCGACGAUCGGUGUUGACUUCAAGAUCAGGACCAUCGAGUUGGAGGGAAAGACAGUGAAGCUGCAGAUCUGGGAUACUGCUGGUCAGGAGCGCUUCCGAACAAUCACCUCAUCAUAUUACCGCGGUGCACACGGCAUCAUUGUCGUCUAUGACGUGACGGACCAAGACACAUUCGCGAACGUCAAGCAAUGGCUGCAGGAAAUCGACCGAUAUGCUUGCGAAGGCGUCAACAAGCUUCUCGUUGGUAACAAGAGUGACUUGACCAACAAGAAGGUUGUCGAAUAUAAUGUUGCAAAGGAAUUUGCGGACCAACUCAACAUUCCCUUCCUCGAGACCUCUGCCAAGAGUGCCACAAAUGUCGAACAGGCAUUCUUGACCAUGGCAAAGCAGAUCAAAGACAGGAUGGGCUCUUCCACUGUCAACAACACAGCUGGAAAGGCAACGCUCAAGGUUGGGCAAGGGCAGAACGUCCAACAACAGCAAGGCGGCGGAUGUUGCUAGGUUCGCAUGGGUAUCAUAUGUGUGCAGUGAGAAUACAUUGACAUUCGUCCUCUAUCGAUCGAUAAGUUUCGCUGCGGCAGCGCGUCGCUGCUGACCCAACCACGCAAAAGACGUGCGAUAUGGCGUCGUACGCCGGCCC